AUGCUGACCCCCGUCCGCUGCCGGGCGGUUCCAAAUGCGACUGUUGCGACCGCUGCCCGAGUCCUCCGCCGAUCCAAUCUCUUUUCCCGACACCCUCGACAACUGCGACACCUACGAUGGGACUCGACCGUCGCCCAAGUGCUCGAGCGCAACGGCCUCGCCAUCCCCUCCACCGCCCGCCAUAACGAGAUCGGUGUCCAGCAGCUGAGCGAGCACCUCUACAAGCAGCUCUUCCCCCGCGGAAACACCGACCCUCCAGCCCCCGAACUCAUCGAGCUGGCCAAGGACCAUCUUGCCCGUCACGACUUGCUGGGAAAGACCACCGACAAGACCCCUCCCAUUGCUUUUGAACUGCCAUCCUUGGUGGGCGAAACCCUCGACGAGCACUUCCACAAGCUGGGCGUCGACGCCGCCGAACCCUUCCUCUCCCACGCCAGGGAGUUCGCAGCCGUCGACCUGCCUCCGAAGCCGACAACCUGGGUCCGGAGGAGUGGCUGGACCAAGUACAACUGCAAUGGCACGACAGAGUACAACGUUCUGCCCGAGGGCAACAUGAUGUGCUUCGAUGUCGAGGUCAUGUACAAGGAUAAUCCCUAUGCUGUCAUGGCAUGUGCUGGUACUCCGGACGCCUGGUAUGCUUGGCUGUCGCCGUGGCUGCUUGGAGAGACGGAGGAAAAGUGCCAGUUGAUACCAAUGGGCGAUCCAACCGUCGAGAGAAUUAUUACGGGACACAACAUCGGCUACGACCGCGCCAAGAUCCUCGAGGAGUACGACUUGAAGCAGACGAGGAACUUCUUUCUCGACACCAUGUCUCUACAUGUUGCCGUGAACGGAAUGUGCUCCCAACAACGACCGACGUGGAUGAAGCACAAGAAGGCCAGAGAGCGGCGGGAGAAGGGCGAAGCGGAAAAUGCCAGUAUCGAGUUGCAAGGACUCUUGCACGGUGGCUCGCUCACUGCCGAGGAGGCCGACCUCUGGGUCAACAAAAGCUCCAUCAACUCUCUACGUGACGUGGCCCAGUUCCAUCUCAACGUCAAGAUCGAUAAAGAAAUCAGAGAUGUUUUUGCCGAAACAGAUAGGAAUGUGAUUCUGGACCAGCUGGACGACCUCUUGACGUACUGCGCGGCAGAUGUUCAAGUCACCCACCAAGUUUACCAGGUCGUCUUUCCCAACUUCCUCAAAACCUGCCCUCACCCUGUCAGCUUUGCCGCUUUACGACACCUCUCCUCUGUUAUUCUGCCAGUCAACAAGACCUGGGAUCAUUAUAUCGAGACAGCUGAGGCCACCUAUAUGCAAAUGCUACACGGCGUUCAAGAGCGCCUUCUUACCCUUAUGGAGGAGACGUUGGAUUACAAAAAUGACCCCGAGAAAUAUCUGAAUGACCCUUGGUUGAGCCAGUUAGACUGGUCAGGACAGGAGAUCAAGUGGGCUAAGCCACAGAAGAAGAGUGACCCGCCGCGGCCAGCCUUGAACCAGAAGCUACCCGGAUAUCCCCAAUGGUACAAGGAUCUGAUCCCAAAAAUCCCAAAGAAUCUCUCGGUCAUCGACCUACCUGGCAAAGAACACGAAAAUAGAAAGGCUCGACACGAGUUCGUCAAUCUCACCGUCCGUACACGGGUAGCACCUUUGCUUCUCAAGCUGUCGUGGGAAGGCUACCCCUUAUUCUGGUCUGAUCAAUAUGGCUGGACGUUCCGGGUGCCACGAGGAGAAGCAGCGACCUUCAUCCAGCGCCAGAUGACACCUAUUGAGUUUGAUGACCCGGACCUCGAUGAGCGACUCAGGGUGGAUUUUGAUCACAGGUACUUCAAACUUCCUCACAAAGAUGGCCCGACUGCCAGAUGCGCCAACCCGAUGGCCAAGGGCUAUCUUGCCUACUUCGAAAAGGGUAUCCUCUCUUCCGAGUACCCGUACGCAAAGGAGGCUUUGGAGAUGAAUGCUUCCUGUUCGUACUGGAUCAGUGCGCGGGAGAGAAUCAAGAAUCAGAUGGUAGUUUAUGAAGAUAAACUUCCUCCUUCACAGAGGUUUGCUACCAAGGGCGCAGACGACGAUACCCCUGUUGGAGGAUUUAUCCUCCCUCAGCUCAUUCCUAUGGGUACCAUCACUCGUCGUGCGGUCGAGAGAACAUGGUUGACGGCAUCCAACGCCAAGAAGAACCGUGUUGGAUCAGAACUCAAAGCCAUGGUUCGCGCACCACCAGGUUACGUUUUUGUCGGCGCCGAUGUUGACUCGGAAGAACUUUGGAUCGCAUCGGUGGUUGGAGAUGCCACUUUCAAACUUCAUGGUGGUAAUGCCAUCGGCUUCAUGACCCUUGAGGGUACCAAAUCCCAGGGCACUGAUCUCCACAGCCGAACAGCUGCCAUUCUGGGCAUCACCCGUAACGACGCAAAAGUGUUUAACUACGGUCGUAUCUACGGUGCCGGUCUCAAAUUCGCCUCUCAGCUUCUCCGGCAGUUCAACCCUAGCUUGACCGAGGCGGAAACGAUUACCAUCGCGACCAAGCUCUACGACGCUACCAAGGGUGCUAAGACUAACCGCAAGUCUCUCUACAAGCGACCCUUCUGGCGAGGCGGCACCGAGUCCUUCGUGUUUAACAUGCUUGAAGAGUUUGCCGAGCAAGAGCGUCCUCGUACCCCCGUCCUCGGCGCGGGCAUCACAGAGGCCCUCAUGAGCCGCUGGGUUAGCAAGGGUGGUUUCCUGACCUCGCGUAUCAACUGGGCUAUCCAGUCUAGUGGAGUCGACUACCUUCACUUGCUUAUCAUCGCCAUGGACUAUCUCACCCGCCGCUUCAACCUCGCCUGUCGGUUGACCAUCACCGUACACGACGAAAUCCGGUACCUUGCCGAGGAACACGACAAGUAUCGGGUAGCCAUGGCGCUGCAGAUUGCCAACCUGUGGACCCGCGUCAUGUUCGCACAGCAAGUCGGUAUUCAAGAUCUGCCUCAAUCCUGCGCCUUCUUCAGCGCCGUGGAUAUUGACCACGUGCUUCGGAAGGAGGUCGACAUGGACUGUAUUACGCCUAGUAACCCGGUACCGAUCCCGCAUGGCGAGAGCAUUGACAUCUUUCAGCUUUUGGACAAGGGAGAAGCAGCAAAAUUGGACGAGAGCAUUGUGCCAGAGUCUCAAUAUGCGCCUCGGCUGGACAACAUCCAGUACAAACCUCGUGUGCCUGUGAUGGAGACACUUCGCAAGAGGGCGGAGGGCAGCGAUCACCAAGCCUUCCUGCGGUUCAUCCGGGCGCAGAUUACCAACUCUGAUGACGAGCUGAAGCGGAUUAUCGCGGAAACAAGAUACAGUGAACCGUAUGGUGGCUACUUUUUGAUGCCUAACGGACGAGUACCUAUCAACCCUCACAAGUGCCACGCCCCUGUACAAGCUCCGAAAAGCACCGUCACGGCUCCUUCAAAAUAUUCCGCUGCGAACCGUCUAGAUUCCGUUAUGGGGGGGAUACGAACAGCUGCCGCUGCUUCUGCUUCGAAACAAUCUGUCGCAAGCCGUCUUGAUUCUCUCUCGAAUGCAUCAAGAAUGGAGUCCUUCGCCGCUGGCGUUGAUAAACACACUACGAGGGAAGUCAAAGCCCAGGGCAAAGCCAUGGCGGAGGCCAAUGCCAAUGCUGCCAGGCUCGUCGCUGACACCAAGACGGCUGCGGUCCCCAAGUCAAUCCCCAGGUCAAUUCCCAAGGAACAAACCAAGGAGCCAACCAAGAAGGAAACCAAGAAGGAAACCAAGAAGGAAACCAAGAAGGAAAUCAAGUCGAUCCCCAAGGAGCAAACCAAAAAGGAGGUUAAGGAGCAAACCAAGAAGGAAACCAAGAAGGAAACCAAGUCGAUCCCCAAGGAGCACACCAAGAAGGAAACCAACAAGACAACCAAAUCAGCCUCGAAGAGAAAAGACAAAGACGAGGAACCAUUCCCCUCCCUCGACGACCCCAAGAUCGCCGCCAGUCUCGAAGCCGUCUCCAAGACUUCGCCAGGCACCAAGGCCUCCGUCGCCGCAAAGCUGGAUGCCCUUGCAUCCAUUGCCAUCCGCGCAGUUGAAGCUACCGAGGCUACCGCUACUCGUCAGACGAGUACCGCUGCCUCUGCCGUCAGCACCUUUUCCUUCUCCUCCUCACCGUCCACAGAGCUACCAACCGCUGCUCCCAAGACCCCCGAGGAAGCUACCCCUAUCCCUACCGCCACACCAUUUACUCCCACUCCCACAACCACGCCCACAACCGUAACCGACACCAAAAUCAAACAGACCAAAUCAACAACACCAACAAAGCGCGGCCCCCGCCGUCCCCGCAAAACCCCCAUCAUCCCUUACACCGCCCCCAAGAAGAAGUUACCCUCCGGCGUCUUUUCCAAAGACCAAAAGGAGGUCAUGUCCGUUUCCGAGGCUGUGAGGACUGCUGAUGCUACUACAGCUAACGCCGGUGCUGGGGCGAAUGAUCCGUCAGCGGUUGGGGCGAAUGGGGCGAAUGGUCCGGUGGUUAAUGGGAAGAAGAGGGUUUGGAAACCGGCGCAUGUUUAUUGGCCGCAGCAGCGGUAG
Messenger RNA from Sordaria macrospora k-hell, 4530 nucleotides. RefSeq lists its product as uncharacterized. Gene Ontology annotation, molecular function: DNA-directed DNA polymerase activity; DNA binding; 3'-5' exonuclease activity. Gene Ontology annotation, biological process: mitochondrial DNA replication. The record is from RefSeq and is a predicted model, not a curated record. Lineage: Eukaryota; Fungi; Ascomycota; Sordariomycetes; Sordariales; Sordariaceae. Gene Ontology annotation, cellular component: mitochondrion; gamma DNA polymerase complex.